AUGGCGGCCGCCGGCAGUAAAUGGUCAUUCAAUGCUAGUGGUGGCUCGGCUACCUCGUCCUUCGGCCAGGACAGCGGCUACACAUCGUACCAGUCGGUGACGCCAAACAACACGUUCAAUGCGUCGUCACGCCACGGCGCCUCCGGGACGCUGGCCACCAUCGACGAGGCAAACGAAGCGGACUGCAGCAUGAACGACAGCAGCUCCGGUUUACCGAUCGCAGCCCAAGUUCUAACGCCAAACACAGCCGCCAGCAUCGAUCGUAUAUCCAAGUUCCACCUUACCACUCCAAAAACACGCCGCUUGCCUUUCGACAGCUUGGCCGAGCCGGGCACCGGUCCGCCGGUUGACACCGACGAAGGAUCGUUCACGCUGCCCACAACACCGGAACGCAGCGGCUCACGGGGCGGUUCCUUCGGAUCGUUUUUGCGUUCGCAAUCCUUCGAAGCGUACGAAACGCCGUUGCGCUCCGUGAACCGCUCGAUCCACCAGCACAGCCAGCAGACACCGCACAAGGUGAAAAGUGGCCAAUCGCUGAAGCGCAAGCUGCCGAGUUUUCGCGACAAGCUGCGCUCCGAGGGCGACGCCGAGCUGGUACUUCUGCUGGCUGAUUCCGAGAACCGUGAGAACGAUCCGAAUGAUUCGCUUGAUGCAGAUUGCCAGCGUCUUCCGGAGGACAUUUCACCGAUUCCGAACACGAAACGGCGCAAGCGUCACGAUGGCAUUGCGGAUCUGAUGCGCUCCAGCACACCGAAGACGGCCUGUUUUAAGACCGACGAAAAUCGGGACACCAAUGUGCUGGCCGGGAAGCGUACGCUUCGCAAGUUCGUGAGCUUUAGCCCGGGCAAGCUUCAAACGGUUCGGCACGGAAAGGUCGCCCUGCGACAGCAACAGCAACUGGCCCCCGGGAAGGGCGAUCUGGUGCGCCAGAAUGCGUUCACCAGCGAUCUGCUAACGCCGGAGAAAAAAGAGAAGCAACCGUUGCGCGUGAGAGAGCCGUCCCUUCAUCGGACGCCGAAAACAAUCCAGGAGGAAGAGGACGAAGAGGGUGUCGCGCUGCAAUCGAUCAACUUGGGGGCGCUUCUCUCAGGACCCAUUUUGGAGGGCCAAGCUUCAAAGGACGAAAGUGUGCAACUCGAAGACACCAUCGCGACGGUGCCAUCGUUCGACGACUGCAGUUUGACGCCUUCGAAAGCCUUCGCGACGGAAGACGGUUGCGUUGUACGCCAUGCGCCAAACUUUUCCUACAGUGCGGCACUCACUUCGAUCGUCGAAGAAUCGCCACUUAAGUUGCAUCUUCAUGCCAGCCCGAAGCAGGCCAAAAUAAAACCGUCUCAGGGUGGCUCGAUCACAAAAUCGGUGCGCAAACUAAAGCGUCUUGGCACGAACGGAAGUAACUCCAGUUCCAGUCUCAGCAGUCCAGGACCACGCUUCGAAUCUCGCUUGCCUACAAAGUGUCGCUCCCCAAAGCUUCGCCCCUUUCCGCUGUCAAAGCAACGACGCACGUGUUACUACGAUGGGAAAGAAUACGUCGACAUCUUGCACCGACUCAAUCGGGACAAUAAGGAUGCGCUCGGAAUCGUCCUCGAUUGUCUGACCAGCAAGGAUCUGGUACAGGUAGUGCGCGUGUCACCAACUUGGCAAGCGAUUGUUCACAAUCACGCCAAAAGCAGGCAACGACUGCACAGGCAACUCAAGAGCGAUGCCAAAGAGAAAGAGAACAAUUAUGACAUUCCGGGGGGUGCUACGUUCCCCAAGCAGCUGACUAAAGACAAUUUCACUAACAUUCUGUUCGCUGCAUCCGGUGACGGCACACUGCCGGACCCGAAUCAGCAGCCGGAAGGCGAAUCCCUUUCUGAGGAGCAAAUUGGCACAUUCUCAAGCAUCGCGCAGCGCCGGCCAUUCAAACCGUGUAACUCGCUGGAGCGAAACUGCAGCAGCAGCAGCCUUCUGGGGGCUUCGUUUACAUCUGGCUACUUGGGCAAUGUUUCGAUACCGGAAGUUCGCCGUCGAUCCAGUGUUUCGGGAGGGCUCCCGAUGGCCAAACCGCACUCGCCGCCCAUCAGCCCAUCGAAACGCAAAUUCUACAACAACCAAAAGGUUGCAUCUCAUCUGAAAGAAUCGGAACAACUAAGACCUUGCCCACGGUGCGAGAGACCUAGCAGAAUAAUUUUCUCACGCAGCACAAAAGGUGGAAAUCGAUCAACCCGUGCGGAUGUGGUUGCGGCUCGUUUAGAUAAAUCCUAUACGUUGCCUGAUCCGGACACUAAUGGUAACACCACGUCUCCGGAUCGCAUACGGCGCAAUCUGUUCAACACCAGCAACAACGGCAGCAACGGUAGCCGCCAUAAUUCGGUUGAGCCUGUCGUCGAUCGCAUGAAACUGCGCAGCAUGACAAGUAUUGGCAACAAAAGCGUCGAAGCAACGUUGGCAAUGCCCGACGCCACGGGUAACGAGUCAAAGUGUGACUACGCCAUCUGCAGUGGACAGAACUGCGGGUUCACGUUCUGUAUUCAGUGCCUGUGCGAGUAUCAUCCGGACCAUGUUUGCAUCGGUCUUGCCCCGAACUCACCCAGCCGCGAAGAACGGGGCCGACCGAAUGUGGCGUGCACCCGGCAAAGCCGUCGCUCCCUGCAACGACUGUGCAAGUAG
This is a messenger RNA of Anopheles cruzii, 2652 nucleotides long. RefSeq lists its product as uncharacterized. Gene Ontology annotation, cellular component: nucleus. Bases 1 to 2652 code for a protein of 883 amino acids. Gene Ontology annotation, biological process: negative regulation of meiotic nuclear division; regulation of mitotic nuclear division. NCBI's taxonomy places the organism in Eukaryota, Metazoa, Arthropoda, Insecta, Diptera, Culicidae. The transcript has 4 exons. The record is from RefSeq and is a predicted model, not a curated record.